This is a messenger RNA of Colossoma macropomum (tambaqui), 593 nucleotides long. RefSeq names its product claudin-4-like. Bases 30 to 593 code for a protein of 187 amino acids. Gene Ontology annotation, molecular function: structural molecule activity. Gene Ontology annotation, cellular component: plasma membrane; bicellular tight junction. Lineage: Eukaryota; Metazoa; Chordata; Actinopteri; Characiformes; Serrasalmidae. The record is from RefSeq and is a predicted model, not a curated record. The transcript has a single exon. Gene Ontology annotation, biological process: bicellular tight junction assembly; cell adhesion.
CAUCCAAAAGCAGACACCACUCAAAAGGAAUGAAGAUUGUGGGCAUUGUCCUGUGUAUGAUAGGAUGGAUCUUAGCUGUUGUCACCUGUGUUCUGCCUAUGUGGAGAGUCACAGCUUUUAUUGGAGCUAACAUAUUCACAGCCCCGUUCAUCUGGGAAGGCCUCUGGAUGAGCUGUGUUGUACAGAGCUCUGGACUGAUGCAGUGUAAGGUCUACGACUCCAUACUGGCUCUGUCUUCAGACCUGCAGGCAGCCCGAGCCAUGACUGUCAUGUCCAUCAUCACAGCUCUGCUGGCUUUGGCACUGUCCAUUAUGAGCCUAAAGUGCACCACCUGCAUAAAGGGCAAGGCAUCAAAGAUGGGAGUCAUAAUAAUCUCUGGGGUCUUCUUCAUUAUUGCUGGUAUCCUGAUGCUCAUCCCUGUGUCCUGGUCAACCAACACCAUCAUCCAGGACUUCUACAAUCCCAUGAUAGCCCCAUCAUCGCAGCGCAGAGAACUUGGAGCAGCACUCUACAUUGGCGUUACAGCUGCUGCUCUCCUCAUUCUUGGGGGAGGCCUGCUAUGCUGCCACUGCAUCACACAGAAGAAGAAGUAA